Talpa occidentalis (Iberian mole) is the source of this 3035-nucleotide messenger RNA. It is a transcript of the gene GMCL1, whose product is annotated as germ cell-less 1, spermatogenesis associated. The transcript has 14 exons. Gene Ontology annotation, biological process: germ cell development. Gene Ontology annotation, molecular function: protein binding. Bases 240 to 1820 code for a protein of 526 amino acids. NCBI's taxonomy places the organism in Eukaryota, Metazoa, Chordata, Mammalia, Eulipotyphla, Talpidae. Gene Ontology annotation, cellular component: nucleus. The record is from RefSeq and is a predicted model, not a curated record.
GCUUUGUUGCGAAAGCGAGGGGGCGAGGUCCGGAGGCCCCGGUGCGCCGCGCGGCCGGACGCGGCGGGCGGGGCGGAGGAUGGAGGCGGUGGCUGCAACGGUUGGGGCUGCGCGUGAGAAGGUGGCCGCGUAGGACCGGGGCUCGGUGGGGGCCGGUGGCGACGAGCGGGCGAUGGCGGGAGACCGUCUCCGCUGGGCUCCUUGAGGUACGCUCCCUGAAGCGCCGGGAGCCGUAGCCCAUGGGCUCGCUGAGCAGCCGAGUGCUGCGCCACCCCGGACGAGCCCGAACCCAGCAGGAGCCGGGUUCCGGAUCGGGGGGCUCGACCCGAAGGCCGGAGACUGGCGGCGACUCGGCGGGCCACGGCUUCUGUUACUGCCCCGGCAGCCGCAAGCGCAAGCGGAGCAGCGGGGCCUUCUGUUACUGUCACCCCGACUCCGAGACAGACGAGGAUGAGGAGGACGGGGACGAGCAGCAGCGGCUCCUCAACACCCCUCGGAGGAAAAAAUUAAAGAGUACAUCCAAAUAUAUUUAUCAGACAUUAUUUUUGAAUGGUGAAAAUAGUGACAUUAAGAUUUGUGCUCUAGGAGAAGAGUGGAGCUUACACAAAAUAUAUUUAUGUCAAUCUGGCUACUUUUCUAGUAUGUUCAGUGGUUCUUGGAAAGAAUCCAACAUGAAUAUUAUUGAACUGGAGAUUCCUGAUCAGAAUAUUGAUAUAGAAGCACUGCAGGUUGCCUUUGGGUCACUGUAUCGAGAUGAUGUCUUAAUAAAGCCCAGUCGAGUUAUUGCCAUUUUGGCAGCAGCUUGUAUGCUGCAGUUGGAUGGUUUAAUACAGCAGUGUGGUGAGACAAUGAAGGAAACAAUUAAUGUGAAAACUGUAUGUGGCUAUUACACAUCAGCAGGGACCUAUGGAUUAGAUUCUGUAAAGAAAAAGUGCCUUGAAUGGCUUCUAAACAAUUUAAUGACUCAUCAGAAUGUUGAACUUUUUAAAGAACUCAGUAUAAAUGUCAUGAAACAGCUCAUUGGUUCAUCUAACUUAUUUGUGAUGCAAGUGGAAAUGGAUGUAUAUACAGCUCUUAAAAAGUGGAUGUUCCUUCAACUUGUGCCUUCUUGGAAUGGAUCUUUAAAACAGCUUUUGACUGAAACAGAUGUCUGGUUUUCAAAAAGGAGAAAAGAUUUUGAAGGUGUGACCUUUCUUGAAACUGAGCAAGGAAAACCGUUUAUGUCAGUAUUCAGACACUUAAGGUUACAGUAUAUUAUCAGUGAUUUGGCCUCUGCAAGGAUUAUUGAACAAGAUUCUCUAGUUCCUUCAGAAUGGUUAUCUUCUGUAUAUAAACAGCAGUGGCUUGCUAUGCUUCGGGCAGAACAAGACAGUGAGGUGGGACCUCAAGAAAUCAAUAAAGAAGAACUAGAGGGAAAUAGCAUGAGGUGUGGUAGAAAGCUUUCCAAAGAUGGUGAAUACUGCUGGCGGUGGACAGGUUUUAACUUUGGCUUUGACCUGCUUGUAACGUACACCAAUCGAUACAUCAUUUUCAAACGCAAUACACUGAAUCAGCCAUGUAGUGGAUCUGUCAGUUUACAACCGCGAAGGAGCAUUGCAUUUAGAUUACGUUUGGCUUCUUUCGAUAGCAGUGGAAAAUUAAUAUGUAGUAGAACUACUGGCUAUCAAAUACUUACACUUGAAAAGGAUCAGGAACAAGUAGUGAUGAACUUGGACAGCAGGCUUUUGAUCUUCCCUUUGUAUAUCUGCUGUAACUUCCUGUAUAUAUCACCAGAAAAAAGACCUGAAAAUAAUCGUCAUCCAGAAAAUCCAGAAAACUGAGGAUCUCAUCACUUGGAAACAAUAGCACUUUGAAAACUCUUUUGGCCAGCUUUCACUUAAUGGCCCUACUCAUAUUCACAUUUAAGGUGACUAACAAUGACAAAGGCCUUAUGAACUGUAUAAAUAAUACAGAAGACUAUUGUUAUCUUCAUCAUAUUUCUAUGCAUAUAUGAAACAACAUUUUAAAGCCAAGAAAAUAUCUGUCAUACCAUUUCUGUUACGAAGAUGUCAACUCACGCUUUAAUUUUAGCAUCAGUAGAAAAUUGCUGUAGGUAAAAUUUCACAUUUUUUGCAGACAACUAUAGAUUUAAUUUUUAGCUUAAACUUUGAUCCUACCUAAUGUUAAUGAACCUCAGUUAUCCAUCUGUAAAAUUCUUUUUAUUUGGCUAAAAAAAUGCUAAAGGAAUAAUUUGACCAGUUAUAUUCUUUAAAAUGGAUGUGUUUAAAAGCUGUCCUUUAACUUUUUCAACUUCUUUUUAUGAUUCCUCCCCUUAUUCUGACAUCUUCCCAAUCUAUACUUGUUUUUCAUCAUUAACUGCCUUAGGUUUGGAGACUGAGAUAAGAAACAUAAGCAUUUUCAUGUUAUUUUGCUUUUAAUUUAGCUUUCCCAGGAUUUUAGCAAAAAAAAAAAAAAAAAAAAUCAGCCUCAAAACUUUCAGAUGAACUUGAAUGGAACAGAAAAUCAAUUUGAUUCUGAGGAUAUUCUUUUGCCUUACAUGUUUUUUCUUCGACAUUCUGUACAACUUUAUUAUGAGGUUGUGGGUUAUUUUUAUACUAUAUAGUACACUUUAAACUUUCAUAUUUCAUAUUCUCAGAUCUUUAGAAUUAUUUUAUGUUCAAAUUUUAGUUGGGAAACCUAUUUCCCACUUAAGCUCAGGACUUUAUAACCUCUGAAUUGAGUGCCUUUGCGUUACACAUGCUUAUAGAAAUUUCAUAGUAAUUGUAAAUAAGGACAGAGGAUCUCAUAUAGAGCUGAUGAUAAAACAUUAAUGUAAAAAUAGAACUUAUUUUUGUCAAAAAUGAGGUGUACAUUUUUCAUGAUUUAUAUUUGUUGGCUUCUUGUGUUUACUGCUAUUUUGAAAAUAGCCAUGUUCAUUUUCUUCCCAGGUAGCGUGAGUACUUUUUGUGGUUAAUGUAUAAUUUUAGUAUGUUUUUCAAAAUGGGAAUCAUUUUUAUGUAUAUGUACAAAUAAUAAAUACCCAUUUGGAAAAAGAA